Mercenaria mercenaria is the source of this 1378-nucleotide messenger RNA. RefSeq names its product endothelial differentiation-related factor 1-like. Gene Ontology annotation, molecular function: DNA binding. The record is from RefSeq and is a predicted model, not a curated record. The transcript is spliced from 5 exons. The coding region runs from base 119 to 562 and encodes 147 amino acids. Lineage: Eukaryota; Metazoa; Mollusca; Bivalvia; Venerida; Veneridae. Gene Ontology annotation, cellular component: nucleus.
GUGUGGAACGGCACCGGUACAGAAGUUAAACGUAACCUACACAUUUCACAAGAAAUAUUUUACAUAAACUUAAUUCCAUUGCCUUUUGUGGUUUCAUUACCGCGCAUUAGAGAAAACAAUGGCUGAAGCAGGUUGGGAUGACGUUACAUACAUCAGAAAGAGGCAGCCAAAGAGUGGAACUCUGAAAACACAGCAGGCUUUAAGUUCUGCACAGAGGCAGGGAAUCCCUAUUGACACAGAGAAAAAGUUUGCAGGAGGACAGAACAAACAGCAUUCAGCUUCCAAAAACACUGCCAAGCUGGACAGAGAGACUGAGGAGCUGCAUCAUGAACAUGUGGCCCUUGAUGUGUGUAAACUCAUACAACAAGCAAGACAAGCCAAGGGCUGGACUCAGAAAGAGUUAGCCACUAAAAUAAAUGAAAAGCCGCAAGUGAUAAAUGAGUAUGAAUCUGGUAAAGCCAUACCUAAUAACACGAUUAUGUCCAAGUUGGAACGAAACUUAGGUGUCAGACUGAGAGGAAAGGAUAGGGGACAGGCCCUCGGAGGACCUAAAAAGAAGUAGCUAAGCUCAGUAACCAUGGAAACAUGGAGUUGCUGCACAGCAACAGACUCUCAUUUUGCAUUGUAUUUUCAUUCUGUUAGAAUAGAAAUUAACUGCUAUAAAAAAGUGAGAUUUAAAAGAUUAAUUAAAAUGUAAAUAUAAUGUUCAGAUAUUGAUAACUUUUAAUUUGUCACAUAUGUUUAAAUUCAAACACUGAGAAAAAAUGGAUGUUAAAAUAUAUUAAAAUAUGUCUCUUAAAAUUAUAAACAAAGCUAUCUUUGGUCACAGUAUUGCUUUAUCAAUAAUAUUUAGACAGUUACAUUUAAUACUAACAGUAGCAUAUAAAUGUAAAUUUUAGUAGAUCGAAACAAAUGGAUAAAAAAGUACUGACGAAUUUUGGACUUUCUACUUUUCUUGUGUACAUUUUUCUGUGUAUGUGAUCUUUUUCAAGUAAGUUAUAACAAUUUAUUAUUGACAUAUCCCUUACAAAUGAUGCUUGCUAUGUGGCUUUUAAAAAUUAACAUAGGAAAAAUGAUAAGACGUGUACUAGCGAGUUUACUAUGCAUUGGUGUUGAUUAAAAAGAGAACCAAGAGCUUGUUUAUCUGAUGUUGAAAGUUAAGACAUGAUAAUUUAUUCAAUGUCAAGAUUGUGUUUUAAUGGUCUAAUGAAAUGUCAAGGUAAAAUUUGCCUGAUUUAUAGCCAAGAUGCAUUUUCUAUGUUUCCUGUCUUUUAUCAUUUGGUAUUUUAUGGAAAGUAAAUAGUUCUAAUUAUAUUGAUGUUCACAGGUUGGGUGUUAAUACAGCUUGUGCAGUUCAGAUAAAUAGCUUUUACCAUUC